AUGUCUCAUGCAAAUUAUCAUCACUCUAGCCCCUAUUAUGCCCAUCUCAUACAGACAGAUAAUAGGAGUAACCCUGGUGACUGGGGCCGAUGGUUUGUAGCCGCUGCUACACGCGAGGACAUGAAGACAUUCUUCCGGGGGUUGCAAAAGUACUCAAAGACUAGCAACGCAGCAAUCACCGAGGUAGAACCAGUCCAUCUAGCCUGGUGGACCUUUAAAUCGGCAAACUCCUGGGCUCCGCUUGAACUUGUCAAGCAAAUCUACCAAUUAAACACAUCUUCAUACGGCAAUAUUAAGGAAUUAAGCGAAAGUCAUGGCAAGGUUGCUAUCACAGUCUUAUCUGAUGGUGGGGGGAGAGACUGGCCAAUACUUCCAAACCAGGACGUUUCUCUCGAGGACUUUUAA
This is a messenger RNA of Metarhizium brunneum ARSEF 3297, 405 nucleotides long. RefSeq lists its product as uncharacterized. The record is from RefSeq and is a predicted model, not a curated record. NCBI's taxonomy places the organism in Eukaryota, Fungi, Ascomycota, Sordariomycetes, Hypocreales, Clavicipitaceae.